Molecule: messenger RNA, 2385 nt
Organism: Exaiptasia diaphana
Lineage: Eukaryota; Metazoa; Cnidaria; Anthozoa; Actiniaria; Aiptasiidae
Product: protein LONG AFTER FAR-RED 3
Exons: 5
Coding region: 186-1952 (588 amino acids)
Molecular function (GO): hydrolase activity, acting on carbon-nitrogen (but not peptide) bonds
Source: RefSeq, a predicted model, not a curated record
UGUUCGASUGCUAGUUCUGUAUUCAGCUGGCAGGUACUUCAGGGCAUCCACAAAUAUUAUUGGAUCAUGCAGUGGCUUUUGUAACGGAAUCUAUUGUGUCCCCAAUUACGUUUUUUGUGUUUCGAGCUAUUAUUUUAGCUUCUACUCCAUCGUUUCUCGGCACAUAUCCACUACACAAUAGUACAAUGGGUUCUCCUGUAUCUGCUGAUUGCAUUAUUUAUGGCUCAAACAUUGUAACAAUGGAUGAGRCCUGCCCUUCCGCAGAGGCCAUAGCAACCAAAGAUGGCAAGRUCAUUGCAGUUGGGMAACAAGAAGACSUUUUCCUUCUUGGUUCAUCUAGUACCAAGUACAUUGCUUUAAAGGACAAUCAGACUCUUCUUCCAGGAUUGAUAGAAGCCCAUCAACAUGCCGUUCACAUGACAAUUUCACGUUGCCUUUUUGUGAAUUGUAGHGGUUACUAUUAUCAAUCUUACAGCCAAAUCAAAGAUCUCAUUCUGAAGACAGUUAAGGAUGUCACUCCGUCAAGUGGAAAAUGGUGCAUAUUUGAUGGWUGGGAUCCUGAACUUAUCAAUGACCUWCCUGAUCUCAAYUUUGAAAUUUUAGAUGGUUUUUCACAAGAUAUUCCUAUAUUAAUUCUAGGUCAAAAUCGUCAUAUAGGCUGGGCAAACCACAAAGCAUUUGAACUUGCAGGAAUCAAYGAGGACACUAAAGACCCCGAGGGRGGGUACUAYGCACGAGAUCCAAMCACAAACAAACUGACAGGAAAACUAAUGGAGCCAGUAGCUUACAACACGUUGCUYGUUUGUGUUCCACCUCCAACCUACAAAGAAUGGAAGAAAGCAWUCAGCGAUCAAUUGCAGCAAUACUCGAACAUUGGCUUUACAACGGUUACUGAUCUUCUUUUCUUUCCAAACUGGUAUGAUUUCCUGGACAAGGCCAUUGAAGAUACAGUUUUAGAGCCCAACUGUCCWUUGCGAUUGGGUCUUUACAGAUAUGUUGAUUCUAUUGAGGAUUCCCCAGAAGAUAGUAAUGAAUCUCCCCUUGAYKGGGAAUCCUCUUCAGGAAARAAGCAUUCUUUCCAGAAASAAAAUGACAAACUGUGGUACGCUGGCGUGAAAAUCGUCUCUGAUGGAUCUCCGCACUGUGGAACCAUAGCGUCUCGUGAGCCUUUCCUGGAAAAUGACUUGACUGAGAAGCUUGGUUUUCCRUCUUCACCGAACUAUGGAAUACUUAAUUUUAGCAAAGAAUACCUGCAUACAUUGGUGAAACACUUCCACGGCAUGGGAAAGCAAGUYGCCAUCCAUGCACAUGGAGAGAGGGCUAUUGAACAAGUGCUAGGAAUUUAUGAAAAGGUGAUGAGCAAUCCUGAGGAUUUGGACCGGCGUCAUCGAAUGGAACACUUGGGACUGGCGGARGAAAGCCAUCUCAUUCGCGCAUCUAAACUAAAUCUAGCCCUUUCAUUCUUCGUUUCUCAUCUUUACUAUUACGCAAAAGCCUUCACRGAAUACAUUCUUGGACCGACGCGUACGAACCGUUGGACACCUCUCGCUUUGGCGACCAAGCAUGGGUUACGUUGGACAAUCCAUCAGGACAAUCCAUCUCAUCCAGGUCCCCCAGAACCCUUUGCCAGCAUGCAAACAGCAGUAACAAGAACUCGCAGAGGUGAUCCAGAGACAGUUUACGGAGAAGAAUACCGAAUACCUAUUUAUGACGCUCUCAAAGCAUAUACCAUCAACGCUGCUUGGCAGAUCCAUAAGGACAAAGAACUUGGUAGUCUGACUGUUGGUAAACGAGCUGAUCUGGUCGUUCUCAGUGAUAACCCAUUAAAAGUAGAUCCAUUUAAGCUUGUAGAUAUUAAAGUCUUGGAUACGUACUUAGAUGGACGCAGUAACGGACUGACUGCAAGAAAGGAAUCAAGAAAGGAUGGGAAACUGAUUUAUUCAUACGCCUAGAGAAACGUCGACGUUCCCAGGUCCUAUCUCUGUCCGCCAUCUUGAAAAAAGCGACCAGAGAAGCCCUGGGAUUGAGGUUGACGUUUARAGAAACCUUUUUUCACGAAUCAUCACUUUUUAACUAGAUUCCAGUAAAAAUGGAACAUGAUGAAAUUUAGGCAUUGAAUGGUUGAAUUUCAUGUACUCACUGAGUGAGAAAUUAGAAAUUAGAAAUAGAAAGUUAUCUUUACGAAAUGAAGCAAAAUGUUUAUUAGAAAAUAGGAAUUAUAAUUAAAUAAUUGAAAUUUCUUGAAAAAAACUUUACAACAAUUCUCUAGUCAAAAUAAAUAUGUAACAAUAAAAAAAAAUGCAUUGAAAAAUGAUAUACAAUAAAAUUUGUACCCAUUAUCUUUGGGUCGAUUAUAUUUAGUAAAAAGAGUUAUCAAAAUGUCUA